AUGGGAGAAGUGACAGGUCAUGGUCAUUACAAAGCAACAUGUAAUUUUUGUAAAAGAGUUUGGAAUUGUGGAAAACCCAAAAGAAUGGCUGCUCAUCUAUCUAAUAAUUGUCUACAAGUUCCUCAUGACAUUCGUAACACAAUUUUAAAUGCUUUUUUAAAAGAAUAUGGAUCUUCACCUCUUGAUGAAAGUAGCAUUGGUAUUAAUAAACAAUAUUUUCCAAAAAUUUUAAUGCAUGCUGGAAGUAUUUGGAAAGAUUUAGGACAUAAUCAAAAUUCAUGUAAAGAUCUGUAUGCUCAAUUACGUAAAUAUCAACUUCAUUCAGAACCAUAUGAUGCACCUUUCUCAGAUAACUAUGAUACUCCUUAUUCCUGGUGGAUCAUUAGGGUUUUUAGAAUUGUUGGAUAA
Entrophospora sp. SA101 is the source of this 408-nucleotide messenger RNA. NCBI's taxonomy places the organism in Eukaryota, Fungi, Glomeromycota, Glomeromycetes, Entrophosporales, Entrophosporaceae. The record is from the annotation of a GenBank genome assembly.